This is a messenger RNA of Ziziphus jujuba (common jujube), 2939 nucleotides long. RefSeq names its product probable ADP-ribosylation factor GTPase-activating protein AGD14. The transcript is spliced from 13 exons. Gene Ontology annotation, molecular function: GTPase activator activity. The coding region runs from base 380 to 2620 and encodes 746 amino acids. NCBI's taxonomy places the organism in Eukaryota, Viridiplantae, Streptophyta, Magnoliopsida, Rosales, Rhamnaceae. The record is from RefSeq and is a predicted model, not a curated record.
UAAAUGAAAUAUAAAAUUAAAUUAAAAAAAAAAAAAAACUAAAGGAACAGAGUGUUUUGGCUGUCUAAUCGAACUGAUUUUCCAGUCCGUUCCCAGUUCAUAUCCAAAAUUCAAAAACCUUCCACUCACACAAACCAAAACCCAAACUCAAACCCUAUAGCUCUCGGUUUUCGGAUCCCAAAAUCCCCAAUCGAUUACCAGCUCUUUCGAACUGUGGUCCGUACUGAAACAGUCUGAUCACGGUCUUCAGGUUUCGCCGGCUGUCCAACGAAAAUUGGCUUGGGUUUUCAGACUGUUUUUAUUUUCUUCUUGGCUUUUUUUUUUUUUUUUUUUUGGGUGUGUGUCUCUAGGUAGCUCUCGAUUUUGUUGUUGGGAAGGUAUGGGAAACAGAAAAGAGGAAGAGCGAAACGAGAAGAUUAUUAGAGGGCUUAUGAAGCUCCCGCCGAACCGGAAAUGCAUCAACUGUAACAGUUUGGGUCCUCAGUACGUGUGUACAAACUUUUGGAGUUUCGUUUGUGUGACUUGCAGUGGAAUACAUCGUGAAUUUACUCAUCGUGUGAAGUCCGUAUCCAUGGCCAAGUUUACUUCCCAAGAAGUUGAAGCGCUUCAAAAUGGUGGUAAUCAGCGUGCAAGGGAAAUAUAUUUGAAGGAUUGGGACCUCCAAAGGCAGCGUUUGCCUGACAGCAGUAAUAUUGAUAAAAUCCGACAAUUCAUAAAGGAUGUUUAUGUAGAUAGAAGAUUUGCUGGAGGAAAAACCUCUAACAAGCCUCCAAGAGAUAUGCAGAGCCAUAGAAGUCGUGAAGAUGAGACAAGACGUGCCAGUUCUUAUCAUUCUUAUUCUCAAAGUCCGCCUUACGAUUAUCAAUAUGAAGAUUGGCGGUAUGGAAAACAGGGAGCUAUGCUUACCAGGAAACCUGGUUCAGAUCGAGGCCUCUAUGAGGGGAAGAUGUCUAGUUCUGCCUAUAGUCCUGGUCGCUUAAGUGAACACACGUAUGAGGACAGGUUUGCCAAUGAGGUAUCUAUUUCCAGAGUUUCAGACUAUUCUGCAUCGAGUGGAGGAGAUCCAUUCAGGUCAGGUACACAGUCCCCUAAUUAUCAAAAGGAUAUUGGAUUUAGCAGCCCACCCUUUCAGUCUUCAAGGAAUAUUUCCCAUGAAGAUGUUAGAAUCCAGGAAAUAGAUACAUCUUCGGAGGCAAAUUUCAAUAAAGGUGCUGAUCGAUUUCCUUGUCAACAGAGAAGCAGAUCUUCAGGAAGUUCUGGAUCAAUAGAUAGCAACUUUGUGCCACUAAAGUCAUUUAAUUCAGGAGGAUUAACAGAUACUGCUUCAGAACCUGAAAUAGUUGCUGGAACAUUCCAAGAAAAAUUUCUUCCUGGAAGUUCGGAUGGCUUGGACCUAUUCAAGAUCCCAUCUGCACCUGAAACAGUUACUGCUGUAGCAGCAUCAAUUGAUUUGUUUCAGCUGCCUGUAGCAUCAUCGGCUUUAUCUAUAGAUUUGUUUCAGUUGCCUAUAGCAUCAUCAUCAUCUGCUCAAACUGUAGAUUUGUUUCAUCCAUCCGUAGUGUCUUCUGCUUCAUCUAUGGUUGUAAAACAACCUCCAACUGUUUCAACUUCUUCAUUGGACUUUUUUGCCGAUUAUGCUCAGCCGCAGUCAACUGCAACCUGUGCUGAAAAACUGCAAGAGGUUUCUGAGCCCAAAAAUGGAGGAUGGGCCACAUUUGAUACACCUCAUUCCUCACCAUCUAUUCCGGGCACUGGAAAUGUUAACCCCACAAAUGUUCCUUCUGUAGAUGGUGGUUCGGUUGGAAAAUUUGAUCUAUUUUCAUCUCCAGCAUCUAUUUCGGGCACUGGAAAUAACAAUCCUACGAAUAUACCUUCUGUAGAUUGUGUUUCUGUGGCAAAAUUUGAUCCAUUUUCAUCCAUUGGUACAAGCACUCAGUGGCCAUCAUUCCAAGAUUCUAGUUUUAAUGCUCCUUCUUCAUCUAUUUCGAGUCCAUGGAAUAUGCAUGAUGUUACAGUUCCCACUGCAACAAGUGCUCAGUUAUGGAAUGCUUUUGAAGACUCUGCAAGACACCAACCUUUGCAUGGUGUUAAGCGGGGUGAUGAAAUCCAUUUAGAGCCAGACAAGUUGUCAUCAACUGCAGAUCAGUAUUUGGGCUCAAGAGUUUCAGAGAAUUCUAUUGCAGAUGGGAUACAACAGGAUUCUUUCCUUGGCGAACUUGUGGGUCCUGUUAUGCCAUCCCCUAAUUUGAUGGGUCUGUCCUAUACACCACCAAUGCUUUCUUUGGUGGAAGAGACACAAUCUCAUGCAAGUAAACACAAAUCGAAUAACCCAUUUGAUUUUACUUAUAAUUCAGAUUUGGAACAGAACAAUAUGUUUCUGGAUAUGAGCUCCUUGCAAGCUGCUCUCCCAAAUGCCCAGUUGUCUUCAAGCUUCCUUGGUGAUGUAUCUGAACCGUGGUUUCCCCAAAGUUCGGUGGCACCUUAUAUUCCAGCUGCAGGACAAGGUAGGACAAGUGACGGUGGCUUAACAUACAUGGCAGCACAAGUGCCGAGCUCCCAAAUACCGAAUGUCUCAUCACAGGGUUCUGUUGCAUCUGUCGGAGGAAAUCCUUUUGCAUAGGAUUUUGGUGGCAAUUAUCAUUGAUAAGUUGGUAGUACAGGUUUUCUAAGUUUUUGCUAAUAGUUGGUCCCUAUCCUAUAGGCUACAGAAUCAAAAUUAUUAUAGUGCGUUUUUUUUGUUUGUUUGUGGGAAAAAAAAAUAAAAUAAAAUAAACCUUGUUCUGUAGUGCUUUCACCCUUUUUUGCAGGUCAUCAAAAUAUCUGUUCUAUCUGUGAAGAGAUAAAAAAUUAAAAAAAAAUUUGGGAAAACUCGAUAUAUUUUAUACUUAUUAUUAUUCUAAUUAUUACUAUUUAUUAUAAGUAUUAUGAAUUUAUAAUUA